Cokeromyces recurvatus is the source of this 1115-nucleotide messenger RNA. RefSeq lists its product as uncharacterized. The record is from RefSeq and is a predicted model, not a curated record. The transcript has 2 exons. Bases 65 to 943 code for a protein of 292 amino acids. NCBI's taxonomy places the organism in Eukaryota, Fungi, Mucoromycota, Mucoromycetes, Mucorales, Mucoraceae.
AAUUUAUUUCAUUUUAUUUUACUUUAUUUUAUUUUAUUUUGUUUAGAAGAGGAUAGAAAAAAAAAUGGCAUUUGCUCAACAACAAAGGAAACCAGCUACAUCUCGAACUUUACAUUCAACCUCAGAAGAUUAUUCCUAUCAACGAAAUAAUACUGCUAGUUAUUACAGGUCGGACUCUGAGACUGACUGGCAUAUCAUAAGCUCAGCUCUUCCUUCUUCUUCUUCACAAAGUAGUAAUUCACCCAAUUUACUAGCCACUACAGAAUCUUAUACAUCGAGUCGUAUCGUUUCUGAUACAGAAGAAUCCAUAUUUUCUGAUCUAGAGAAUGUACAACACCAACAACAGCAACAAGUGUUUUUACCUUCUCAUGACGGUACAGGCACCUUUCUAAUUGAAGAUUCAUCUGAUCAAAACACAAGUAGUAAUGAGGAUUCAGAGAUAGAAGCAAGUGGAAAGAAUAGUUUAUUAGACAUGAUUCAUGGUGAUAUUAGAUCUCCUUCAUUUGUAAAUAAUAAUAGUCCUAGAUGUAUACCAACUGCAGAUGGCUUCACCUCACAGGAAUUAUUCAUAUCGUCAGCUGAGGUAAUAAAAGAUAGCCCAUUUUUGUCAGAUGCAAGUGAUGAUAGUAGUGGUACAAAACAGAGAAAACAGCAAAAGAAUUAUCAUCAAAAAGAUUUAGAUAAAAUUCCUAUUCAUCAUCCGGGUAUUCUGGGCUCAACCACUUCAGCAGCUAUCUUGUCUAUUGUAUGGGAUAGUCUUCGAAGAUUAAGAAAUCAUUUAAUAGAAAAUGACACAAAUACAGUAGAAACAAUUAGUAAUUUAAUGUCAGAGGCAGUCUUUGAAGGCUGUAUGCCUUUUAGCUCUCAUUUACAUAUGGAAUUUGAUAAUGGAAUUCGUACUUCUUCAUCCUAUUCCUUAUUUGAAGGGCAUAUUGCUAUUUGAAUAUAUAUAUAUAUAUACAAACUUUAUAAUAUAUAUGCAUAUAUUUGUUUUCAUUAUCUAUUCUAUAAACAAUACAUAACAGUAAUAGGCUAAUAUUAUGAUACAAAUGUAUAUAUAUAUCCUUGUAAGGAAUAGAAGUGUACAAUAGCCAUUUUAUAAAUAUUGAUAUACA